AGCAUUUUUCUUCAUGCAUAUUUUGGCGUCGCCCCACGGCCUGGCUGCCUUUGCCUGUCUGAGUCUUUUGAAAUUCCUGCAUGUUCGCCCCAGAUUAAGCCGAGUGUGUCUCAGGAUACACUGCCCGUUCGCCGGGGCCGCCACGCCGCUACCCGUCGCCUUCCAGAAGGACUGAGAAAGAGAAGAGAGGACAGUGCCACGUCUCACCAGCCGCCUUUACUGGAGAGGGUCUGCACCCACCCUAGGCAUUGCUUGGUAGGGACUGAGAUACGCGGGCGCCCAGCCCGCCUCCUCGGUUGAAGAGGUCUCCCUCCCUCACGUGACUUGAGCCCCGUAUUGUUUUUUUUUCCCCCCCUCCGAGCUACGUCUUCCCGGAGUGGGGACAGUCCAGGAAAGGGAGCGAUGCGCUUCGCCUGGACCGCACUCCUCGGGUCGCUGCAGCUCUGCGCACUCGUGCGCUGCGCCCCGCCGGCCGCCGGCCACCGGCAGCCCCCUCGCGAACAGGCGGCGGCUCCCGGCGCCUGGCGCCAGAAGAUCCAAUGGGAGAACAACGGGCAGGUGUUCAGCCUGCUGAGCCUGGGCUCGCAGUACCAGCCGCAACGGCGACGGGACCCCGGCGCCGCCGCCCCGGGGGCCGCCAACGCCACCGCCCCGCAGAUGCGCACGCCAAUCCUGCUGCUCCGCAACAACCGCACCGCGGCGGCGCGAGCGCGGACGGCCGGCCCCUUUGCAGCCUCAGCCGCAGCUGGCCGCCCCAGGCCCGCCGCCCGCCACUGGUUCCAAGCUGGCUACUCGACGUCUGGGGCCCAAGACGCUGGGACCUCGCGCGCUGAUAACCAGACGGCACCGGGAGAGGUCCCGACGCUCAGUAACCUGCGACCGCCCAACCGCGUGGACGUGGACGGCAUGGUGGGCGACGACCCGUACAACCCCUAUAAGUACACCGACGACAACCCCUAUUACAACUAUUACGACACGUACGAAAGGCCCAGGCCUGGGAGCAGGUACCGGCCCGGAUAUGGCACCGGCUACUUCCAGUAUGGUCUUCCGGACCUGGUGCCUGAUCCCUACUACAUCCAGGCGUCGACAUACGUGCAAAAGAUGGCCAUGUACAACCUGAGAUGCGCUGCGGAGGAAAAUUGCUUGGCCAGCACAGCAUACAGGGCAGAUGUCAGAGAUUAUGAUCACAGGGUGCUGCUAAGAUUUCCCCAGAGGGUGAAAAACCAAGGGACAUCUGAUUUCCUACCAAGUCGACCAAGAUAUUCCUGGGAAUGGCACAGUUGUCACCAACAUUACCACAGCAUGGAUGAAUUCAGCCACUAUGACCUGCUUGAUGCCAGCACCCAGAGGAGAGUGGCUGAGGGCCACAAAGCGAGUUUCUGUCUUGAGGACACAUCGUGUGACUACGGCUACCACAGGCGAUUUGCAUGUACUGCACACACACAGGGCUUGAGUCCUGGCUGCUAUGAUACCUAUAAUGCAGACAUAGACUGCCAGUGGAUUGAUAUCACUGAUGUCAAACCUGGAAACUAUAUUCUCAAGGUCAGUGUGAAUCCCAGCUAUCUGGUGCCUGAGUCGGACUAUUCCAACAAUGUUGUCCGCUGUGAAAUUCGCUACACAGGACAUCACGCGUAUGCCUCGGGCUGCACAAUUUCACCGUAUUAGAAAGCAAGCCAAAACUCCCAAAGGAUAUAUCAGUGCCUGGUGUUCUGAAGUGGAAAAAAAAUAGAUUAACUUCAGUAGGAUUUAUGUAUUUUGAAAGAGAGAACAGAAAACAACAAAAGAAUUUUUGUUUGGACUGUUUUAUAACAAAGCACAUAACUGGAUUUUGAACAUUUCAAUCGGCAUUAUUUGGGAAAUUUUUAACAUUAUUAUUCACAUUACUUUGUGAACUAACACAGUGUUUCACCUCUGUAAUUGCACACUUGGUUCUUUCAGAGAAAUCCAAAUUUCUUAUGCUUCUUCUGAAAUUAUAGUGCAAAAGGAAAAAAAAAUUCGAGGAAUGAGUCAAAAUUAUUUUAAACUGAGAAUUUUCUAAAGUUCUAAAACUUUAGUGAACCGUAAUAAUAACUGGCUUAUAUAUGUCCUAGCAUAGAUCACUUUAGAAAUGAAGCUCCUACUGUUUAAAUAGAUAUGGACACAUUUGGUGCUGAGGGAGGAACAAACAGGUUACCAUUGGUGUCAAGAAAUGUUACUAUAUAGCAGAGAAAUGGCAAUAUAUGUAUUCAGAUAGUUACAUCCCUAUAUAAAAUUUGUUUACAUUUUAAAAAUUAGUAGAUAAACUCCUUUCUUUCUGUCAAGUGUACAAGUUCAUUCUGACUUAAGUCAGCUUUUGUUUUGGAACAAAUUAAGUAAUUGAGCUGCCCAACUUGUGUCUGACAUUUGUUGAUGCGCCCCUCUAUUCUUUAAUUUUACUGUGGGCAGAGACCUUUUCAGUGACAUUUGUAAAAUUACUGUUUUGGGGAUCUGCUAUACAUAGGACAACUGUAUCAAUGGGAAGUCGUUCUGAUGAUAGAUGUGAUACAUUCAAAGAUAGUAUGCAUUUUAGUAUCUUUAACUAUUAGCCAAAAAAAUUUCCUUGCUGACAUAAAAAUCAUACAGAAAAGUCCCCCAGACCACAACUGUCUCUAAAAUACUUAGAAAUAUUAGUGAGAAACUUAGGAUUUUCAACUUUUCUACACUUUUUAAAAUGAUCAGCUUUAAAAAGAGUAAGAUUAACAAUUUUUAAAUUAUCCAGAAUAGAUGACAUAAUGUAUUUGGAUACAUGAACAUUAUCCUAGGUCAUCUAGGAAUUAGUCAUAUGUGAUUUUUGUGUGUGUAUCUGAAAUAUUGUACAAACUAGCAAAGCACAUAGCAUUACAUACUUGAGACGUUGGUGAAUAAGGGGGGAAAAAAAAGGACAGCUUUCUGCAAAACCAAAGAGUGUGUUGCAUAAUGAGACAGCUGUGAUUUUAUUUUAAACUGUGAAACCAUGUGCCACAUCAUAAUUAGGAGAAUUUCUUUUUUUCCUAGAUUCAAAAGAUGCAGAAAGAGAUCAAAUUACACUUUUUAAGUUAGCGGUGCUGAAGCAGAAGUUUUCCUCUCUUAACCAGUAUUAAAAUCUUAAGCAAGGUAUUUCCAGUGCCAAGACACAUUAGGUAGAAUUUUAAAAGGAGUGGCGUCCCUAUAUUGUGUCAUACAGUUGUAAAGUUAGCACCAACUACCAACCAUUCUUCACUCACCGAGUGCUUUGCACUGUAAGAAGGGCUAGAGGUGGGCAGUCAUCAGGGGAGAUAGAGCGGGCUGCAGGAGCCUCAUCUGCCAGGCACACACUUACCGUGAGACAAUACAGACAGCUUGAUAGAGACCCAGAAUUUCCAUUGAGCUAGUAUCUGAGCUAUGGAAUAGCUUCUUUGAUGUACCUCUUUGCCUUCGAUCGCUUUUAGUUUUAAGAUUGUAGAAUGAUCCUUUAAAAUUGUAAUCUUUUCUAAUAGAGAUAUUUUAAUAUACUUGCUUUUUUUAAAAAACAAAAACUACUGUCAGUAUUAAUACUGAGCCAGACUGGCAUCUACAGAUUUAAGACCUAUCAUUUCAUCAAGAUUCUUACCCCUAUACUAAAAGCUAGCUAAUAUCAUGGCCUUUGGAUACAUAUGAGAAGAUGUGUUUACUAUCAUUCCAUGGGCCUUCCAUCUGUGUGUAAAUCCAUCAUCAUUUGAGGGCCUAAAAUAUACUAGGGACUAACAUGCUAGGCAUUAGGAUAUGAAAAAGGCUGUCCCUAACCUCAUUAAGUAUUCAAAAUGUCAUUAUUACUCAUUAGGUUCAGCUUAUCUCAUUUUUAACAUCAUAAGUACAUGUCUAAAAAAUUUCUAUUUUAAGCACUAUUGUUUUUCAUGACCAUAUUUUAUUAAAAAAUAAGUUUAAAAUAAAUAUAUAUAUGCAUGUAUGUGUUACUAAUAAUUAAAACUAUGUUUCCAAUCCCUGAAAUCUCUGCUUUUUAAAUAUAACACAUACUAUUUCAUUGAUUUUGGAAAAAAAAUCAAAAGGUUAAAGAUUUUCACUUACUCCUUAUAUAAAUAUUCCUCCCCACCCCUAAUCACUCCUAAACACUCCCAAAUAUUAAUUUAACACUCAGUAUUUUUGAACCUCAAAGAAUCUCUUUUCUGAAUAACCACCAAAACUCACAGAUAAUGAUUAGUUGGUAAAAUGCAUCCAUUAAUAAAAAACAUAAUCCAGACUUACCAAACUCUAAAUAAAAAAAAUCUUUUAAACAGGAAGUAGAAAUGAAACAAAGAAUUUUGAGUACUGAAAAGAGACUGGUUUUUAAACACAGACUGUGAAAAAAUAGGAAGAUAACUUAGUGAGUCUUCCAUAUGCCAUAUUAGUGGCCUCAUAAUUCAGACCACAGUUUGUAUUAGAGAUGUCUUGCCUUCUAAGGCUAGGGUUCAGUCUCACAUAACUUGCCUAUUUCCAGGACAUCUCUAUAUUUUUACAUAAUGACAUUCAUAAUUGCUAAUUAUUUACUAGACAUUAUUUUUAAUAAUGAAGAACAAAUUUUUUUUUUCUCCUUGACCUCAUAAGAGAUCAUCACACUCAUAAUCUUCUCAAUAUUCAGACUGUAGAGAAAAUGCAGUUCACUAAAAUCAUGGUACUAAGAAUUUCUCUUUACCAAAUUAUGUUAAAAUACUGAAAUUCUGAUCAGAAGACAUUUUGUUUUAAAAAUAACUUGUUUUGAUACUAACAGUAUAAUUAAUAAGUAAAACUACCCUUUUCUAUAUUUUUAUGUUUAGAAUUCAUAUCACAAUCAAUAGCCACAUUUCAUUCCCAGCUACCAAAAGUCUUGGGCCACUUUUGAAUGCUUAAAGCAUGUCAUUUAUCCUUCUAAUCAAAAUGGUGCUGAAUUAUUUCAACUUGAAUGUAAAAUGUGUUGUCUUAGCUCACAGGAUAUAAACAUUUAAUAUAUAACUGCUUGCUAUGAACUAAGUAACAUGUGAUUUGGUAUUGUAAUGUUUUUAAUGAAGUUUUAGUUUCUUCCAAAUUUUUCAGGAACACUAGUUGUAAAACAUUUUUAACUUUUUUUUGAAGAGCUCUUAUUUUAAAUGCCCAGACACUGGCUUUAUAAUCUUCUUUACACUCUCACAUUCUUUUAUUAUAUGCCUAUACUAUGAUUGCAAGAUUAUGUAAAAAUGCCUUGAAUAAAUGAUUUCAAGUGUC
Cervus elaphus (red deer) is the source of this 5190-nucleotide messenger RNA. RefSeq names its product lysyl oxidase (gene LOX). Gene Ontology annotation, biological process: peptidyl-lysine oxidation. NCBI's taxonomy places the organism in Eukaryota, Metazoa, Chordata, Mammalia, Artiodactyla, Cervidae. The transcript has 8 exons. Gene Ontology annotation, molecular function: copper ion binding; protein-lysine 6-oxidase activity. The record is from RefSeq and is a predicted model, not a curated record. The coding region runs from base 403 to 1665 and encodes 420 amino acids.